This is a messenger RNA of Cherax quadricarinatus, 3627 nucleotides long. Lineage: Eukaryota; Metazoa; Arthropoda; Malacostraca; Decapoda; Parastacidae. The record is from RefSeq and is a predicted model, not a curated record.
UGUUGCAAUCAACACAUCAUCAGGAGCUUGCAAUGUUGCAGAAAAGAGGAUGAAAUCCAAGCAAACACGUUCAGAGUGCGUGUGUUAGCUACCCACACUGGUCAACUAACACCCAGGUACCUACUUACUGCUAGGUGAAUGAGACAACAGGUAUAAAGAAAUGCACCCAAUGUUUCCACCCUUGCCGGGGAUUGAACCACAGACUCUCAGUGUGUGAGGUGAGAGUAUUGCCUACCAGGCGAUGGGCCACCAUUUUUUUUAGUUUUAUCUACAUUAUUAUUAGAAAAAAUUCUGAUUCUUAUUCCAGGGAGCCAAUGUUGGUAGUGCCGCAGGUACGGCGCGCUGCUGGCACACAGGGACUACAGCACCACUCACCUCGCUGCAUCACCACCAGGACCAGACCUACUGAUUCUGUGGUGAGAGUGUCGGCGCCGACAGUGUUCUUGCCGCAGGAGGCACAUCUCAAAACUCAAAACGAGGGAAGAAUGCUCUUUCAUCUUCAGGAUUCUGAUCUGGCUGAACUAUUUUCUGAACUUGUGGACUCAGGAGGAAGUCCAACAGUUAGUGGGGAUGUUAUAGGUUAUUGUUACACUCUUGUGGAGAGCCUCAAGACAUGGUUACAGGGGCGGCACUGGGAUGUUCUGAGCCUCUAUAACAGUGACCUUCCUGACGACCGUUACAAGAUGCCUCAUUGCAGUGUUGGUGGUGGAACUGCCUCUUCAAGGGUAGUAGUGUUUGCAGGGCUGGGAGACAUCUUUCUGGGAGAUGAACAAUUUGAUUGUCUAGUGUUUGUAAAGGGCAGUAGUGCCUGCUUGACUGCUGUAGCACAGGCUGUCGAACGCAUAGUAGGGACAAAAUGUUUCUACCCUCCAGAUCUCUGGCAGUUUUCAGAGUGGCACCUCCGACAGGAAUAUUCAGUGACUCUAGCAUCUAUACAAGCUGACGUGUGUGUGGUGGGCCCUAGCGCAGACAUUAAUGAACUUCUAACUAUUGAGUCUGUCCCUUGGUAUGUCAAGACACUUAGUGUCUUGUAUUUAUUAUUCCCAUGGAUCCAUAAAAUGCUGAAUAAGGAGGUAAUAUUGAUUAGACUGUCAGUUUACAGUGCUGUUAUGGGGUUCACCAGGCUGACAUUACCACCUGUUUCUGAAAUGAAAGGAUCCAAUGACUUCAUUAUCAGUACAGCUGUGUAUGCCUUAGCUCCCUCAUGGAGUAGAACUGAGUUGUUAGCUGAGCACAUUUACAAAAGGAUCUGUGCAGCCUUGUCCCAGUCCGGGACUGUCAUCAAACUAGAUGAGGUUAAGAGAAUACUAGCAGCUAUCAACUGGCCAAGAGAAGCUACAAAUAGCAGAGUGGAUGAAGUGAUCGGACAGGUGUUAGCCAUCAAUAAACAAGGUCAUUUUGAUCUAAAGACUGAAAGGGUAGACUUAAUACCAAUAGAUGAGCUGGAAGUAGAGUUUCACCUUAGCCGCUGGUCUGCAAGCCUCUUGGAACAAAUGAGAAUGGUGUACAUAAAUUUCAGGGGAAAAACUGUCAGGUUUGGUGUUGCUGUCAGGGAAGCAGCCAGGACCCACUUGGAAGGUUUACAUGAAGCUUUCACCAGAGAGCUCAGUUCUAUUGACCAGAUAGCAGAUGAUGUCAGCAGAUACCCAUAUCUCAGCUGCAGGUAUACCAUUCCCACACAAUACAGAAUAUCCACAUUCCCUCGAAUCUGUUAUUUAGGUUUACUGUAUUUCAUGAAGAACCUUGAGACAGAAAAAGAAAAGAAGACUUUUGAGCAGUAUAACAUCAGCAGAGUUGCUGAGGCCAUUACAAGCCAGGGAGACAGAAAGCUAGUUGAGAGCCUGGCUCAAGUCUUGCCCACGGAAAUUCUGUAUUUAACAGCUCAGCUGGUUGCUAUGUGUUCAGAAAAGCAGGGUGACAUCAUAGCAAGCAGCAUGGAUGAUGCAGAAGUGGAAGCCUUGCUUGACCUCCUGAAGCAGAAGCCACAACCAGGACCCUGGUACCUAGCUAAAAUACAUGCCAGGAAUGUAGCACAAGCAAAAUCCACAGAGCUGCUAAAAGUGAGGGCACAGGAGGGAGUUGGCGAGCAGAAGAAUGACAGGAGAGCAGGCAACCUGGUGGAGACAACACAGACUAUGAGCAAGAGAGUGAACAGAGGUUCACAGAAUCACAACACCAUGACAACACUAACAGACAAACUCACCAACAUGAGAGACACAGCACCCAUGACAGACACUCCUGAUGAAAGACUGGUAAGACAUGAGAUCCUAUAUGCUAGAUCUGUCUGUUACAUGGCUCAUAAUGAGCCUAUCCUACCACCAUAACAAGUAGCAAUAGUACCAGUGGUAGUAGUAGUAGUAGCACUACUAAUAGUAGUAGUAGUGACUGGUUACAGUGACAAACUGCAUGCAGUCAAGACUUGACUUGCAUUAACUGACCAGUUAAUAGAGAACUCCUGGUUACUCAGACCAUUUCAGGCAACCUUUAAUUACCUUACAACUAACAACUAGACAGUUGUUUAAUUAGUUAACUACAGUGCCAUGGUUCAUAUUCCUUGGCAUCGUACAUAAUUUGUUUCAUGAUUUAUUGCAUUUUGAGGAUUUCUGUAAUAAUUUAUUAUAAGACUGGUAGUGGUGGGCAUUGACAUAGAACAUGCUAAUGAGAACAUAAGUAUGAAUGUUAAUAUGAUGUGGAUCGACAUGGUUAAUGUUAAUAAAGCAAACUUUAAUAUAAUUAAUAUAAGCAGGGUUCAAAUCAGAUCAAGAAAGUGUUCUGGAUCUAUCUUCUUGAAGCUGAUGACUAGAGACAAACAUUUUACACAGUACACAAAUAACCCGCACAUAGGAGAAAGAAACUUACGAAGAUGUUUCUGUCCAACUUGAAUGAUUAACUAGUCACACUAACACAUGAAGAUAAGGGAGCCAGUAAAGUUAUCAUACAUAGUAUAAAUUAUCUAGGAUAACCCAAAUAAUCCAGACAAAGUGCUAUACAGUGGAUCUGUGCUCCAGUGCCCUAAAUUAAUAAUAAUAUUAAUAAUUAUUAUUAUUAUUAUUACAAUAAUACAUAUGUACUAAUAUUAAUAAUAAUUAUUAUUAUUAUUACAAUAAUACAUAUGUACUAAUAUUAAUAAUAUUAUUAUUAUUAAACUAUAAUCGUGUCCACUCAUUACUUACCUUAAAAUAUCUGUAGUCUUAAUGUAGAGUGAGAGGUGAGUAAACAAGAUUAAAUGAAUAAACGAAUGAGUGUGUAGAAGGUUGGCGAGUUAUGUAAACAAACGUUGUUGUUGUUGUUGUUGUUGUUGUUACCAGCCCGGACACGAAUGAUUCCCGUUCACUCUGUUAAGCCGACCAGAAAAACAUCUUAUAUUUGUUAAUUUAUAUGUUUAUAUGUUAUGUAGCAUGUUUAUUAUAUAAUUUUGAAAAAGAAAUCAUAGAUGGAUUAAGCCAAAUGUCUAUAUCAACAUUUUAUACACAUUUACUGCGCCUCAGUGAUUAUUAUUAUGUUAUUAUCAUUAUUAAUAUGGCAUCUUCAAGACCAAUUACUCUUAAUGAGUGGCUCUGAGACAGACAAGCAGACAGAAAGACAGACACAGGUAGACAGAAAGACACUCAGGUAGACAGAAAGACA